AAAAUGAGUCAGGAUCCCAGCGGCGUCAUCCUCUUCCUUAUCACCAUCACUCGGGCUGAGUUAGCGGCGCGCCCAAGGAAGAAACGGAGAACCAAAACAAUGGCCGCUCUCCGCCACCUCGCCGGCGCCACCCACAACCACAGCAUCGCGGCCAACUCCUCCUCCCUCUUCGACCUCCAGCGGCCGCCUUCCUGCCUCGCCGCGGCGCGACCCCUCGGCCUCGCGCCCCUCCGCUCCCGCUUCACCCGGCUUUACGCGCUGUCGAGCAACGACAUCAAGGUGGGGUUCAAUCUGGAGGUGGACGGCGCGCCGUGGAAGAUUCUUGAGUUUCUCCAUGUCAAACCUGGAAAAGGUGCUGCUUUUGUGAGGACAAAAAUGCGCAAUUAUAUCACUGGCAACACAGUUGAGAAAACCUUUCGAGCUGGAAGUACGAUCCAGGAAGCUUCUAUUUCAAAGGAAACCAAACAAUUCACCUACAAGGAUGGCUCCCAGUUUGUGUUCAUGGAUUUGACAUCCUUUGAAGAAAGCCGCUUAAACGAGUCAGAUGUUGGCGACAGGCAGAAGUGGUUGAAAGAAGGAAUGGACUGCACUUUGUUAUACUGGAAUGGACGGAUCAUUGAUUUUGAUCUCCCCAUCACUGUUAGGCUGACCGUAACCGAGGCUGAUCCAGGGCAAGGUGACAGUGCACAAGGAGGAACAAAGCCUGCAACCCUGGAGACAGGAGCUGUUGUCAAUGUGCCCUCUUUCGUUGAUGUAGGCGAUGAUGUCCUAAUUGACUCGAGAACCGGGCAGUAUAUGAGCCGAGCAUAGAGUGGAUACCAGAAGGCAUGCCAACAGUGAAGAGCUAGUUUUCUUGUUCCCCCAUUUUUGGUUUAAUUAUCCGUUGAAAAGUUCACGACAUCGUUUUUUCUUCUCAUUUAUCAUACUGGGACCCUCUACACUACACCGGGCGUGAAAUUCUAUAAUUUUCUUCA
Triticum urartu is the source of this 974-nucleotide messenger RNA. Its product is annotated as elongation factor P (EF-P) family protein. The record is from RefSeq and is a predicted model, not a curated record. Gene Ontology annotation, molecular function: translation elongation factor activity. NCBI's taxonomy places the organism in Eukaryota, Viridiplantae, Streptophyta, Magnoliopsida, Poales, Poaceae. Gene Ontology annotation, biological process: peptide biosynthetic process; translational elongation. Gene Ontology annotation, cellular component: cytoplasm.